GUGGCGGCGGCGGGAAGAUGGCGGAGUCCGGCGGCGGUGGUGGCGCUGGUGGCGGCGGCUUCGGCGCGGGCCCGGGCCCCGAGCGCCCGAGCAGGAAGACCCCAUGCAAGCUGCUCUUUCCUGGGCCCGGGUUCGAUCCUCCUGUGUCAUCUUACAGCUCCGGGGCUGUGGACAAGCUGCUCAGUGUGUCCCUGUCCCUGAAAGCAUGGCCGACAAGAACGGGGCCCUCAAGUGUACCUUCUCAGCCCCUGGCCACAGCACCAGCCUCCUGCAGGGCCUCGCCGCCCUCCGCGCCCAGGGCCAGCUCCUGGACGUCGUGCUCACCAUCAACCGAGAGACUUUCCACGCGCACAAGGUGGUCCUGGCUGCCUGCAGCGACUACUUCAGGGCCAUGUUCACAGGCGGCAUGAGGGAGGCGAGCCAGGACGUUAUCGAGCUGAAAGGUGUGUCGGCCCGCGGCCUGCGGCACAUCAUCGACUUCGCCUAUAGUGCCGAGGUGACGCUGGACUUGGACUGCGUGCAGGACGUGCUGGGCGCGGCCGUGUUCCUGCAGAUGCUGCCCGUGGUGGAGCUGUGCGAGGAGUUCCUCAAGGCCGCCAUGAGCGUGGAGACCUGCCUCAACAUCGGCCACAUGGCCACCACCUUCAGCCUGGCCUCGCUCAAGGAAUCAGUGGACGCCUUCACCUUCCGGCACUUCCUGCAGAUUGCCGAGGAGGAGGACUUCCUGCACCUGCCGCUGGAGCGCCUCGUCUUCUUCCUACAGAGCAACCGGCUGCAGAGCUGUGCCGAGAUCGACCUGUUCCGCGCGGCGGUCCGCUGGCUGCAGCACGACCCCGCCCGGCGGCUGCGCGCCAGCCACGUGCUGUGCCACAUCCGCUUCCCGCUCAUGCGCUCCUCGGACCUGGUGGACAGCGUGCAGACGCUGGACAUCAUGGUGGAGGACGUGCUGUGCCGCCAGUACCUGCUGGAGGCCUUCAACUACCAGGUGCUCCCCUUCCGGCAGCACGAGAUGCAGUCUCCGCGCACAGCCGUGCGCUCGGACGUGCCCUCGCUGGUCGCCUUCGGCGGCACGCCCUACACCGACAGCGACCGCUCGGUCAGCAGCAAGGUGUACCAGCUGCCCGAGCCGGGCGCCCGCCACUUCCGCGAGCUGACGGAGAUGGAGGUGGGCUGCAGCCACACGUGCGUGGCCGUGCUGGACAACUUCGUGUACGUGGCCGGGGGCCAGCACCUGCAGUACCGCAGCGGCGAGGGCGCUGUGGACGCCUGCUAUCGCUACGACCCCCACCUGAACCGCUGGCUGCGCCUGCAGGCCAUGCAGGAGAGCCGAAUCCAGUUCCAGCUGAACGUGCUGUGCGGCAUGGUGUACGCCACGGGCGGCCGCAACCGCGCAGGCAGUCUGGCCUCGGUUGAGCGGUACUGCCCGCGGCGCAACGAGUGGGGCUACGCCUGCUCGCUGAAGCGCCGCACGUGGGGCCACGCGGGCGCCUCGGCCGGGGGCCGUCUCUACAUCUCGGGCGGUUACGGCAUCUCGGUGGAGGACAAGAAGGCCCUGCACUGCUACGACCCCGAGACCGACCAGUGGGAGUUCAAGGCGCCCAUGAGCGAGCCGCGGGUGCUCCACGCCAUGGUGGGCGCGGGCGGCCGCAUCUACGCCCUUGGCGGCCGCAUGGACCACGUGGACCGCUGCUUCGACGUGCUGGCGGUGGAGUACUAUGUGCCCGAGACGGACCAGUGGACCAGCGUGACCCCCAUGCGGGCCGGCCAGUCGGAGGCCGGCUGCUGCCUGCUGGAGAGGAAGAUCUACAUCGUGGGGGGCUACAACUGGCGUCUCAACAACGUGACAGGCAUCGUGCAGGUGUACAACACCGAGACGGACGCGUGGGAGCGCGACCUGCACUUCCCGGAGUCCUUUGCCGGCAUCGCCUGUGCCCCUGUCCUGCUGCCCCGGGCCGGGACCAGGAGGUAGCUCCCCGGACCCCUGCUCCCGGCCUGGCUGUCUGCCGUUUCUGCCAGGGGCUUGGCGGGCGCGUGCCUGGGUGGAGAACUUCGACCCCCCACCCCUGGGGGCUGGCCUCGCAUAAGGCGCUCUCCUUCCUGCCCCCCCUUCCUGAAUCCUGAAGCACAUUCUGGCUCCGUGCCCUCUGGGGGAGCCUGCCAGCAGCAAGGCUGAUGUGUCGUGGCAGCAAACUCACACCGAAGGCGGUUUCCUCGCCCACCACAAGUUCCUGCUGGCUGGCUCUUGGGCGGGAAUUGGGGUCUCCUCUGGGGUGUCAUUGUGUGGCUUUGCCCUGUGUCUCCCCCCUCCCCCUGCCCGGAGGUCUGAGACAUUCAGAGGCAAACUCAUUAAGGGUUGAUCCCCAGAUUCCCCCCCACCCCCGUGAGUUGCAUGCAUCUCUUUUUUAAAUAAACACACCCCAAAUCUCUGUAACAUAUGGACCUCCAGGAGCAGGAGAGGCAGGCAGCUGGCAAGUACCUGGCUCUGGUUGGCCAGAAGGGCGUGUUUCCACCUCCCCAAUAAGCCCGGGCUGCCGGGUGGGAGGAGGCCGGCACUCAUUCCCCUUCCCGGCCUGGGUCUUAGCACCUUCAGGGUGUUUGAUCUUCUGCUUUCAGGAGGAGAAGAAUACAGCCAGCUCCCAGAGAUGGUCCUCACAGGCAUCCGGCCUUCCAUUGGGCCCUGGGUGACGUGUGGGGCCUGAACAAUGGGGCUGACUCUUCUCAUCCCUGUCCCUGUCCCAUGAAUGAAAGGGGAUGCCUGCUUCAGAAUCUCACAGUGCGCCUGCAUUCCACAGGGCCUGUCCCAUGAUUUUUAUCUCCCUCUGCUCCCCCCUCGCCCUGUGUUCAGGUUGACAUGCCGCCGGGCCUGUGCCCGGCCGGGGUGGGAAGUUAGGCGGGCCGCGAGGCCUCUCCCUUCAAGGGCUUUGCGGCAUCUCCGGCCACAUUUGUUUUGGUGUCUAAACCUCAAAACCUUUUUAUUUUUUUUUGUUUUCUUUGGCUUUUUUUUUUUUAAGAGGCCAGCGUGGCUGUCUUAUAAACGAGAUUUGUACCCUCGGGGCAACUUAAAGUGUCUCUUUUGCUGCUAAUGGACGAUUAAUGUCGUGUCUCUGUGACCCACUCGCCAUGUAAAGAAUUAACCUCAUACCUUAGCAGACGUCGUCUCCUAAUAUUUUCCUUUUAUUUAAU
This is a messenger RNA of Hippopotamus amphibius kiboko, 3183 nucleotides long. RefSeq names its product kelch like family member 26 (gene KLHL26). Gene Ontology annotation, molecular function: protein binding. The coding region runs from base 104 to 1969 and encodes 621 amino acids. The transcript has 4 exons. The record is from RefSeq and is a predicted model, not a curated record. NCBI's taxonomy places the organism in Eukaryota, Metazoa, Chordata, Mammalia, Artiodactyla, Hippopotamidae.